CUGACGCAGGUUGGUCGCUCCAUGAAUAGAAAAACGUGGCUCGCGCAGCAGUGAGCGAGCGGAAAUAAUCUAAUUUAUUUCAAACAAUUGGAUGGUGGAGGACUGUUAGAUUUUUUGUGGGGCGACCUCAAGGUUUCACACAAAGCGUGUAAUUUAGCUUCACCUUCCGCUUUUCACCGGCUCAUGAAUAUGAAUUAAGUGGAAGACUUGAAAUAAAACCGACGCGCCAGUGAUUUGAGGUUCUACUGCCAUUUGAGCUAGACGAGUGAAAGCAACACCAAGAGACAGUCUAUUAUUUAAAUCAAGCCUUCCUUCUAUUUCGUUGUAUUUUUGCAUUCGCAACAUGGCCCUGAGAGGAUCACUAUCCAGAUUAUUGAGGUCCACGUUGAGUUUUUGUCAACAGAACCGAUCGCAUUCUGUCGCGAUUUUGGGUGCUCCGUUUUCCAAAGGGCAGAAAAGGAGAGGGGUGGAGCAUGGACCCAAAGCCAUUCGGGAUGCGGGUUUGGUGGACAGACUUUCAAAUCUUGACUACCCCUUGCAUGACUUCGGAGACCUGAGCUUCCAGCACCUUGAUAAGGAUGAGCACUUUAUGCACGUCCCAUUCCCACGCACAGUCGGACGAGCCAAUCAGCUUCUGUCUGGAGCUGUGAGCGGCGCAGUAGGGGCUGGACACACCUGCAUCAUGCUGGGGGGAGACCACAGUUUAGCAAUUGGUUCAGUGGAAGGCCACACCCAGCAGUGCCCUGACCUGUGUCUGAUCUGGGUUGACGCCCAUGCUGAUGUCAACACUCCUCUGACGUCACCUUCUGGAAACCUCCACGGCCAGUCUGUGGCAUUCAUGCUUAAGGAGUUGCAGGAUAAGAUGCCGGAAGUUCCUGGAUUUUCCUGGAUGAAGCCUUUCCUGGCGGCCAGAGAUCUGGUCUACAUCGGCCUUCGAGAUGUUGAUCCAGGAGAGCAUAUAAUUCUGAAGAACCUUGGAAUUCAGUACUUCUCAAUGCGUGACAUUGACAGAAUGGGCAUUCAAAGAGUAAUGGAGGUCACACUGGAUCACCUCCUGGCAAGGAAGCAAAGGCCCAUCCACCUGAGUUUUGAUAUUGAUGCAUUUGACCCCUCCCUGGCUCCUGCCACUGGAACUCCGGUUAAUGGAGGACUGACCUACAGAGAAGGCAUCUACAUCACAGAGGAGAUUCACAACACAGGUUUACUGUCUGUGAUGGAUGUGGUUGAAGUGAACCCCACACUGGGAGCAACACCUGAGGCUGUUGAGGUUACAGCUAGCCUAGCUGUUGAUGUCAUCGCUUCCGCUCUCGGUCAGACUCGUGAGGGGGCACAUGUCGCCUUCCAGAAGAUUCCAGAACAAAAAGAGGACACUGAGCUACGGCUGUGAAGCACAUUGACUUUGACAAAAUACUAUGAACCACUUUUGAGGACUUUGACUAAUGAACCACUUUGCAUUCCACUAAAAAAAACAAUGAAAGGUUUGCAGAGACAAAGCCCCAGACUAAAGCUUUAAUAUGAAGGUUACUGUAGUCUAGGUCAAAACAAAAAUCCUCAUUGGUAAAUUUGUUGCAUUAACUGCAUGGGUGACACUUAUUUUGUUGUUCUAAUAAGCCCUAGGAGGGCUAAGUGCACAAACCUACCACUAAUUUCAGCUACGCAAAAAAGAAAAAAGGUGACAAACAAAAUGUGUAAGAAAUAUUUUUGAAGGCUGAAGUGACCCUUGACUGUGGGUGGAAUUUAGUGGCAGACUGAAUUGUCCUUAAAUUUAAGCACUUUUGGACCAGAUCUGGUUUUAAUUGUAUUUGUUUGUGUUCUGUAUUUUUAUAUAGUAGAAUUGCUUUUAACGGCUAAUCUAAUCCAAGAUUUGAUUAAAACUGAGUGAUUUUAAAGUAAGUUAUUUGAAUACGCUUAAUAUUUAAACUUAGUAUUUUCUUUGAAAAUCUGGAUACAAUAAAUGUAUGAAUAAUAUAUUUUGUACACUCAUUCAGAUUUGAUUGCACCACCAGUAACAGUAUCUUUUUAAGUAAGUGUAGUUUGAUUUAUUGCAUUUUCCUAUUUCUCUAAAAAUGUUUUGCGCAAUAAACGAUUGUACUGAAGACGGAUUCUGAA
Xyrauchen texanus (razorback sucker) is the source of this 2109-nucleotide messenger RNA. It is a transcript of the gene arg2, whose product is annotated as arginase 2. Gene Ontology annotation, molecular function: manganese ion binding; arginase activity. The record is from RefSeq and is a predicted model, not a curated record. The coding region runs from base 344 to 1387 and encodes 347 amino acids. NCBI's taxonomy places the organism in Eukaryota, Metazoa, Chordata, Actinopteri, Cypriniformes, Catostomidae. The transcript is spliced from 8 exons. Gene Ontology annotation, cellular component: cytoplasm; mitochondrion.